Messenger RNA from Aegilops tauschii subsp. strangulata, 1168 nucleotides. RefSeq lists its product as uncharacterized. Lineage: Eukaryota; Viridiplantae; Streptophyta; Magnoliopsida; Poales; Poaceae. The record is from RefSeq and is a predicted model, not a curated record.
CUCUCCUCGGCUCCUCCUUCGAGUCUCCAGUCUCCACCACUGCCAUCCUGGAGUUGCCAACUCCCAUGGCGCUCUCCCGCCGCCUUCUCCUAUUCCUCUCCCUCGUCGCCAUCACGGCGGGCACCGGCACCUCCGAGAUGAUCGUGACAAGGUGCUAUCCGCCGCCGACGCCCACUGUCAACGGCAGCACCAGCGCGUUCCGCCGCGAUCUCCUCUCGCUACUCGACGCCCUCCCCUCGGCCGCCGCGUGGACGGGCUUCGCCUCCAUGCGGACCGGCGGCUCGUUCGCCCGCGGCCUCUGCUUCGGCGACCCCGCGCCGGACUCGUGCUUCCGCUGCCUGUCCGACGUCGGCAGGAAGAUCACCGACCUGUGCGACGACGCUAGCCGGCGCGCGGGCUUCCUGAACGACGGCUGCUUCCUGGGCUACGCCGACAGCAACGUGUCCUCCGACAACGACAUCGGUGGCGUGUCAUUCUCCGGCGACACCAUCCCGCGCAUCGACGCCGUCGACGUGCAGAAGCUCGCGGCCGUGGCGCGGUCCUUGGUCCCGCGGUCCGUGAACGGCCAGGUGGCCGCCGGCGACGCGACUGCCACGGCGAGCAACGGCGACACGGUGCGCGUGCUGGCACAGUGCGCGACGGACCGCGCCCCAGCGGAGUGCGCCCGGUGCCUGCAGGAUUCGUCGCUGCAGAUGGCCAAGAGCUGGGGCCUCACGCGCAGCGCCAGCACCGUGCAGGCGGUUCUCGGCUCGAACUGCUACCUCCGCUUCGAGAUAUCGGCACCGCCUGUGGGAGAGAAGAUUCGGAGGAUCGUAAAGGGUCACAUCGUCCUGACUGUGUGCAUUGGCUUCAUCGUCGCCGUAGCCGUAGCCGUAGCCGUCGCCGUGCUGGUGGUGGUGAGAAGAAAGGCCGGGAAUACAGCAGCACCAGGUAUGUACCCCCUCUGUCCCUAGUGCUAUGUUUUGGCCUCGUUGUUGGGAAAUUGGCCUAAUUGUUGAGAAAUAUACAUCUGCAAUAUUAACACAUCUAUUUUAUCUCCAGCGGCGGAAGGGAAGCCAUGAUCUGACCGGGGAGGCUUGCUCCGGUGCACCCCCUAACUCAAUUUUCUAGGGGUAUUCUUGACCCCCGCCAUCUAUUUUUUCUCCGGCCCGCCGCUGCCCAUAUCCAA